This is a messenger RNA of Lagenorhynchus albirostris (white-beaked dolphin), 2528 nucleotides long. It is a transcript of the gene SLC67A2, whose product is annotated as major facilitator superfamily domain containing 9. NCBI's taxonomy places the organism in Eukaryota, Metazoa, Chordata, Mammalia, Artiodactyla, Delphinidae. Bases 51 to 350 code for a protein of 99 amino acids. The record is from RefSeq and is a predicted model, not a curated record. The transcript has 4 exons.
GCUCAGCCCCCAGCGCGUGUGAGCCUACGGAACUCUGGGGCUGAGGCGGCAUGGCUCCGGACCGGGGCCUGGCCUCGGCGACACCGUGGCCGCGGGAGAAGCCCAGGACAGGGACCCAGGCGGGGGCUCCCCGCCCCGGUACCGUCGGAGCCCGCCGCUUCCUGCUUUGUCUCUACCUGGUGGGAUUCCUGGAGUUGUUUGGUGUUAGCACGGUCGUCCCUUUACUGAGCCUUCAUGUCAAGUCUUUUGGAGCGAGUCCAGCAGUUGCUGGACUAGUAGGCUCCUCCUGCGGCGUUUUGCAGUUCUUUUCCAGCACACUGGUGGUUCUGAUGCCCUUCGGACCAGCCUAGGUGGCGCCUUGGGUCGGAUGCCUUCGUUCAUAUGGUCACCCCGCAUGGAGCCAAAGUGGCCUUUGGAGAGGAGGGGCUGGCAGAGCACACCUGGGGCCUGGGGGCCCCCCUCUUUGCUGUGGGCAGCUGGGGAGCUGCAGGGCUGCCCUUGCCUGGAAUCAGCAUCUGCCUCGUUCUUCCAUUCCAUUUUAUAGGCCUGGGGGGCCUUCUUUGAGAACUGUUCUGGCAAGAAGCGCCUGGCUCGGGGCUGCAGAUUGAGGACGGUGGUCCCGACGUCUGGGUCUGAGUCACUGCUGUUGCCACCUGCCAGAGAGCAAAAGAAGGACAGCGUGGGCGGGCCUUUUAGGGAGAAGGUGUUACAGGCGACUGGCCAAUACAUUUGUGGGUCUGGCACCUGCUGUGCCCUCCCUGGGGCUCUGGGGGUCGGGCAGGGAGGCCAGAGGGCCCACCCCGGCUCCAGCUGAGUCCUGGGCGCGUGCAUAAGUCCCAUGAGCACGCGUGUCCACAAGUGUAUACUCUUGCUCAUUCUGAAGAGCUUCCCAUGUGCCAGCCACUGUCCUAAGCACUUUUAAAUGCAUUAACCUACUGAAUCCUCAUAACCACCCACUUUACAUAUGAAGUAACUGAGGUUCAGAAGAUAUUAGUAAGUGGUGGAGCUGGAUGUCAAACUGAGACCACCUGGCAGCAGCUGUGCGCUCACCUGCCCCGUCAGAACGGCCCCAGGGGGCUCAGUUCAGUGUCUGGCUCACGGUAAACAGAUCAGUAAUUAGCUGCUAUUAUGAAGACUCUUGUCUUGAUCUAGGAUGUACAAUCUCAUGCACAGCUUUAUUUCCUUUAUAUUUUCAUAAAAUGGUCAAAACACCAAUAUGGCUUGCAAUCUACAUAAAGAUUACCAUCGAAUGAAGAGAUGUUAGCCGUCAGGUCAAAGCUUUAAUAAUUACAGCCAGAAGUCAAUUAUAUAGUUGCCUUUAUGAAAAUAUAUUAAAAUUAUUAUGAACAUUUAAAGUUAGAAAUGUUGUAAGAGUAACAGAAUUAAAUUUAAACCUUUGAAGACUGACAGCUUUCUAUUUACCUGUUCAUCAGCCACACACAGUGACAUCUGCUUUUGCUACAUCGAAUAGAAUCAAAUAACUGAUUGAAUUACGUAUAACGUGCACAGAACGCCAUUCCAAAAGGAUGCAACACUAAUAAAAGGUCACCAAAUUAUUAUUAUAGAUUUGCAAACGACUGAACUCAUUGUCCUUAAAAAAGAAGGGAAAAUGUUCUAUUUUAUAAACACUAAUAAAUAAGUUUAAAGUCUUUUUGCUCCAGCUGUAUUCAAUACCUGCAUUAGAAAUAUUCUUUUUCUUUUGUAGCUUUUCUGGAAGCUUUGUAUUUUUUGGUAAGGAUAAAUAUCGGGAGGUUGAGGUGGAAACCUGUAAAAAAAAAUAGAAAACCUUGUUGAGAUGACACACAUGUCAUUUAUUGCAUGUUACAGGCUUAGAAUUCUAUGUCAAACCUAACCUUGGUGUUAAAAAUUAAAAUGUUAGCUCUGGAUUCCGAAACUACUGGGUGAGGAGCUGUAGGGAUGGAGAAUAAAUUUCCAAGUCAUAGUCAUUUUAUUUAAAAUAGGUAAAACCUCUCCUAAAAUAUCAUGGAAAUCAGUACUACUAAGGAAAACAGAAAUGAAGUGGGACCCUUAGGAACAAGGUAGGAAAACCACCGGCUUUUCUUAAAGAAAAGCUACAGAAACACCCACUUAUAAAAGCAUUACUAAAAAAGACUUAGAACCUACAUGGAUAGGGAGGAAGAUACACGAAAAAUGUAGCAUGUUUAAGUUGUAUUUACUUUCACAAAUCUUGAAAAUGACAGAACAGAAAGUAUUACUAUAGCCAACUUGCUGGCACUUGUGGCAUCCAAAGCCACAGUCUCUAGUUUCUUUAACUUUUAAUCGAUGCUGCCACAUUUCACAUGUAAAAAAAAUACUAUUGUUCACACAUAACCGUUUUGGUCUCUGACAGCUCAGUAUAGAACAUUAUUGAGAAUGAGACGCACUGCCUGCUAUGUCCGAUCAAUCAAUCAGAAUAUCCUUUUAAAGUGGCUUCCUUAUCUAUGGCAAUGCCCUGGACCAAGUCGAAUGCUGAGCACGCAGCAUCUGAAACUCCCCUGACGUGCGCGCGCGCGCGCACACACACACAC